This is a messenger RNA of Pocillopora verrucosa, 2943 nucleotides long. The record is from RefSeq and is a predicted model, not a curated record. Lineage: Eukaryota; Metazoa; Cnidaria; Anthozoa; Scleractinia; Pocilloporidae.
UUGCUGAGUAAAGACAUCGCAAGAGGUGCAGUCUUGGGCUAUUACGUUUUGCACCGGCUUAACAGCACUCCUCUCUGGAUUAAUAAAACUGUUGAUAGAGCCGAAUUGACAUCGUUGUUGGUGGGACCACUAAAUGAACACACUUCAUACGAGUUUGCCAUGCAGGCGUUUAACAGUAAAGGUGCCAGUCAUUUAAGUGCUUCGGUGAGAAAGACUACCGACCAGCAUAAACCGCGUAGUACACCACAAGCUGUUACAGUUAGUGCUACAUCUUCUAAAAGUAUCUUCGUCUCCUGGGAUCCUGUCACUGCUGAUGAUCGAAAUGGAAUUAUCAAAGGAUACAUCGUGAAUUACCAAGCCUUACCAAAUGGUUACAUCGUUGCUAAGAUCCUCAAUAUCACUUAUGAGGAACAGAAUAAUAGACAAACAGUGACUUUAAGUAACCUGAAUGAGUUUACAAACUACAGCAUCAGGGUAUUAGCAUUUACUGUUUUUGGAAAUGGACCAGUAAGUGUUAGCCAGGUUGUGGAGACACUGGAAGACAAACCGAGUGGUGCACCACAAGCUCUUACAGUUAGUGUUACAUCUUCUAGAAGUAUCUCCGUCUCAUGGGAUCCUGUCAUUGCUGAAGAUAGAAAUGGAAUUAUUAAAGGAUAUAGAGUAAAUUAUCACGCCCUACCAAAUACUUACGCGGUCACUAAGUUCCUCAAUAUCACUAAAGAGCAACAGAAUAAAAGACAAACAGUGACUUUAGAUAAUCUGAAUGAGUUUACAAACUACAGCAUUGGAGUGUUAGCAUUUACUCUUCUUGGAAAUGGACCGGCAAGUGUUGGCCAAGUUGUGGAGACGCUGGAAGACAAGCCGACCGGUGCACCACAAGCUGUUACAGUUAGUGUUACAUCUUCUAGAAGUAUCUCCGUCUCCUGGGAUCCUAUCAUUGCUGAUGAUAGAAAUGGAAUUGUCAAAGGAUAUAAAGUAAAUUAUCAAGCCUUACCAAAUGGUGACAUUGCUACGAAGAUCUUCAAAAUCACUAAAGAGCAACAGAAUAAAAGACAAACGGUGACUUUAGGUAAUCUGAAUGAGUUCACAAACUACAGCAUUGGGGUGUUAGCAUUUACUGUUUUUGGAAAUGGACCGGCAAGUGUUGGCCAGGUUGUGGAGACACUGGAAGACAAACCAAGUAAUGCACCACAUGCUGUUACAGUUAGUGCUACAUCCUCUAGAAGUAUCUCCGUCUCAUGGGAUCCUGUCGUUGCUGAUGAUCGAAAUGGAAUUAUCAGAGGAUACAUCGUGAGUUAUCAAACAUUACCAAAUGGUCACCUGGUCGCCAAGAUCCUCAAUAUUACUAACGAGGAACAGAAUAAUAGACAAACGGUGACUUUAGCUGGUCUAAAUGAGUUUACAAACUACAGCAUUGGGGUUUUAGCAUUUACUAUUUUUGGAAAUGGACCAGCAAGCGUUGGGCAAGUCGUGGAAACACUCGAAGACAAACCCAGUGGUGCACCACAAGCUGUCACAGUUAAUGUGACAUCUUCUAGAGGUAUCUCCGUCUCAUGGGAUCCUGUCGUUGCUGAUGAUCGAAAUGGAAUUAUCAAAGGAUACAUCGUGAAUUAUCAAGCCUUACCAAAUGGUUACAUGGUCGCUAAGAUCCUCAAUAUUACUAAUGACGAACAGAAUAAUAGACAAACGGUGACUUUAGUUGGUCUAAAUGAGUUUGCAAACUACAGCAUUGGGGUUUUAGCCUUUACUAUUUCUGGAAAUGGACCAGCAAGCGUUGGGCAGGUUGUGGAGACACUGGAAGACAUACCAAGUAAUGCACCACAAGCUGUUACAGUUAGUGCGACAUCUUCUAAAAGUAUCUUUGUCUCUUGGGAUCCUGUCAUUGCUGAUGAUCGAAAUGGAAUUAUCAAAGGAUAUAAAGUGAAUUAUCAAGCCUUACCAAAUGGUGACAUGGCCGCCAAAUUUCUCAAUAUCACCAGAGCGCAACAGAAUAAAAGACAAACAGUCACUUUAGAUCAUCUGAAUGAGUUUACAAACUACAGUAUAGGAGUGUUAGCAUUUACUGCUUUCGGAAAUGGACCAGCAAGCGUUGUCCAGGUUGUGGAGACACUGGAAGACAAACCAAGUAAUACACCACAAGCUGUUAAAGUUAGUGUUACAUCCUCUAGAAGUAUCUCCGUCUCAUGGGAUCCUGUUAUUGCUGAUGAUCGAAAUGGAAUUAUCAAAGGAUACAUCGUGAAUUAUCAAGCAUUACCAAAUUGUUACAUCGUCGCCAAGAUUGUCAAUACUUUAGUUGGUCUAAAUGAGUUUGCAAACUACAGCAUUGGGGUUUUAGCCUUUACUAUUUCUGGAAAUGGACCAGCAAGCGUUGGGCAGGUUGUGGAGACACUGGAAGACAUUGCGAACUUUGCAAGUCCGUUCCACCUAAGUCUUUCCUUGAGCGGGGUCAAAGCGGGCAAUCCCAAGCACGCAGGAUGGGCUCAUCUUGCCCACCCGGUUAGCCAAUCAGAACACAGGAUUUGCUUCAUAUUCCCCACGGGUGCUGCCAGCGAUAUAAUAACGUGUAUUAAAACCUCAAGCUCUUCUUUUAGCCCAUCAUCCUUUUCUUUCCGGGUGGUGUAUACCAGUCGUUGUACCUCGGCUUCAUCUGGGGUCUCAUGGGAUUGCGCCUCUAUCUUGCUUACAAGUGGAGCACUUACUCUAAUAGAGGCUGAGUACUUCGCAUCCGCACUAUCAGAUAGAUUUAUGAGCCCAAGACCACCCAUACGCACCGGCAAUGCUACUAGAUCGCGCUCUGCCUCAGAACAGUUACGUUCUAUGAGCGAUGGUAUAAGCACAUCCGAGAUUGCACGCUCUAAGGGCUGCAGUGGGGUCUCGAUAUCCGGCAAUGUUCUCAUAAAGUACGUCCACCGAUGUCUAAGCCCAAAUGUGAAUGCUGCAUAA